Messenger RNA from Colias croceus (clouded yellow), 483 nucleotides. RefSeq lists its product as uncharacterized. The transcript is spliced from 3 exons. The record is from RefSeq and is a predicted model, not a curated record. Bases 115 to 480 code for a protein of 121 amino acids. Lineage: Eukaryota; Metazoa; Arthropoda; Insecta; Lepidoptera; Pieridae.
CAUUGACUGCCGUUAGUUCUUUUAUCAACUUUAAUGUCAUGCUCAAUUUGCGAACAACGCUAUUAUAAAUUGAGGAAAUUUUAACAUUUACCAAGUUCUGUUUUAUGCAGCACAAUGAGGACACUUAUUGUAUUUACUUUUUUAUGUGCAUUCUUGAACAAAUUAGAAUGUAAAAGCGACACAGUAGAUGUAUUCGAAUUCGGAACACAUGAAGGACGCGUGGUAUUUUCAACAUCCGGUAAUAUUGGAUUAUUGAAGAAAAAUGUGAAAGUACCACUAAAAGUACCAUAUUGUAUGGAUCUUACCUACGUUCGAGUGGAAGUGGAUAAUUGGCGAGCCCCACCAAAAGUAGACUUUGACCCCGAAAUCAAUACUGUCAACAUAAAGUACAGAAGACUACAGUACAGCAAGUCUUCCUAUACAGUCAUUGCUAAGGGUAUUCCUGUUAAAAAUUGCGUGAAAAAACAAUAUUCUAAAUAAUUG